AUGGACGAUGCAACUAAUUAUCCGGUUGAAUUUUUAAAUUCAUUGAAACCACCGGGCAUGCCAUAUCAUAGGCUUAUUCUACGUGUGGGCACACCUAUUAUGUUGUUGCGAAAUUUGAAACCGCCUAAACUGUGCAAUGGGACCAGGCUUAAAGUCAAAGCUUUACAUCGCAAUAUAGUAGAAGCCACAAUUUUAACAGGAUGUGCAAAAGGGAAAACUGUGUUUGUACCACGAAUCCCUUUAAUUCCGAAUGAUCAUCCGUUCGAAUUUAAACGAUUACAGUUUUCCCUGAAAGUCUGUUUUGCAAUGACUAUAAACAAGUCUCAAGGCCAAACUCUUAAAUUUGCAGGAAUAGAUUUGCGAAAAAACUGUUUUUCACAUGGGCAGUUGUUCUACGUAGCUUGCUCACGCGUAAGCUCACCCAGUAGCUUGGUGAUUUUGUCGCCUACUAAUAGAUUAGUGAAGAACAUUGUCUACAAAGAAGUUUUGUAG
Sipha flava (yellow sugarcane aphid) is the source of this 492-nucleotide messenger RNA. RefSeq names its product ATP-dependent DNA helicase RRM3-like. The transcript has a single exon. Bases 1 to 492 code for a protein of 163 amino acids. Lineage: Eukaryota; Metazoa; Arthropoda; Insecta; Hemiptera; Aphididae. The record is from RefSeq and is a predicted model, not a curated record.